CUUACACUCAUUUAUAUACUCUUUUUUUUUUUUUUUUUAUUUACCACAUCAUGUCAUCGACUUUAAAUACUUUUGGCUUUAAUGUUCGACGGAAGAGGAAUAACGAUAAUAGCCAUUGUAUGAGUUCAAAAGUGGAAAAGCUUGACAAUACGAUAUCUUCGUCUACUCCUAUGCUUGCAUUUGCUUCUACUCCACACACAACUUGUUAUUCUUCUUCAGAAUCAAUCAAAUCAAAUCAACAACAAAAACAAUCCUUCUUAUCAUCAACAGAACAUACCAACCAUUCUAUUCCAAAGUCAAAAAACAACAAACAACCCAAACAAUCCUCUCUUUUAUCAUUCCUCAACACCUCAGUACCAAAAACUCCUUUACCCACUGCUUCCAAAGGAAAAAUAAAUACCCUAGCUGCUACUCCAUCUCGUCAAGUACAACUCUUAUUACCGCAACCCACUUCUCCUAUAUCACAAGGAAAUACUCCUGUUCUUGUCAAUGAAGAAGAAAAAGAAGAAGAUAAUACGAUAUGUAUGAUACGACGACCAGUGACUUUGACUCAACUAUUACCAUCUAUUGUGGAAUCAUUUGGUGUAUAUGAUAAUAAUGACGAUACAAUGAUCAUGAUGGAUCAUGACUUACCUCUGUUGCAAAUCAAGCCGAACAAAAUUCUUUAUACGACAUCAAUAGAAGAAACAAUGGAUCGACAACAACAACGAAGAAGGCGACGAUCAGAAGAGGAAAGUGAUAAUAAUGAAGAGGCUGCGGAUAGUGAUGAUUCAACUACAACAGAAGGUGGCAGUUCAUUGCGUGCAGCAUUCACACAAUCAUUGACUCUUGUACCUAUGAAAAAACGAUUAUGUUCUAGAGGAAAAUUACAACAACAAAAUGGAACGGAUGAAUGGAUAGAUGAUCAAUCGUAUUAUUUAGACCAAGAUGAGAAAGUCGACAUUAGGAUGACACGACGCUGUUUAUCGGUGGAUCAAGUGAAUGCCUUGCUUUUGGAUAUUGCCAACGAAUUCCUUGCUUUUGACAACAAUCACUGGUGCACAACUUAUUUACAACAAUGAAUAUCACUUUAUAUUGCCACCAUUAUAAAUAUAUUAUUAUCAUUAGUAUCCUUCAUGACCAUUAGUUUAGAAAAGAUUAUUGUAUCAAUAAAACAUUAUCGGAUAUUUCUUUUUUAUUUUUA
Halteromyces radiatus is the source of this 1183-nucleotide messenger RNA. RefSeq lists its product as uncharacterized. The record is from RefSeq and is a predicted model, not a curated record. NCBI's taxonomy places the organism in Eukaryota, Fungi, Mucoromycota, Mucoromycetes, Mucorales, Cunninghamellaceae. The transcript has a single exon. Bases 51 to 1061 code for a protein of 336 amino acids.